Drosophila subpulchrella is the source of this 776-nucleotide messenger RNA. RefSeq names its product gamma-glutamylcyclotransferase. The record is from RefSeq and is a predicted model, not a curated record. The transcript has 4 exons. Bases 156 to 713 code for a protein of 185 amino acids. Gene Ontology annotation, molecular function: gamma-glutamylcyclotransferase activity. NCBI's taxonomy places the organism in Eukaryota, Metazoa, Arthropoda, Insecta, Diptera, Drosophilidae.
UGAUUCUGUUGUCAAACAAAGCAUACACGAAAAACAUACAUACAUUAAAACCCUAUAGUCGGUUUUCUAAAUGUUGCCUCGUUAGUUGUUAGCAACUCUGUGGUUUUUCCCUGUAUUUUCGCCCAGCAAGUUUCAGAUCCACCUUCCACCUAAACAUGGCCAGUAAGUUCUUUUAUUUCGGUUUCGGUAGUAAUAUGCUGGCAAGUCGGAUUCACAUACAAAACCCCACUGCCAAAAGAAUUGGAGCCGGCAAACUAGAGAACUUCCGGCUGGACUUUCACACAGCAUCGAAAACCUGGCUGGGGGCUCCGGCUACAAUCGUACCCACUCAAGGAUCCCAUGUCUACGGCUCCAUUUGGGAAAUUGAUAUGUGCAACCUCAAGGAUUUAGAUGAUCAGGAAGGUGUGUUCGAUGGUAUAUACAUUCCAAUUAGCGUUCCCGUUCACUCGUUGACCACCGAUUGCAAUAUCACCUGUCGUGCCUAUCACCUGACAAAUCAGCCCCAAUCAGAACUCCAUGCCGAUGGUGCCCAGGAAAACAUUCCCCUCGAUCGUCAGCCCUCGAAAACAUAUCUUAAGGUCCUGGUAAAGGGAGCCAAGGAAACAGGGAUUCCGGAGGAGUAUAUCAAGUGGCUGAGGGGCAUUAGGCAUAAUGACAUACAGGCGCCGACUAUGGAGGCAAAACUUGAAUUGGACCAAGUGCAGCUGAGUUGAUUCCAUGGAUGUUCUAUAUAAAUUUGCUAAGAUAGCAUUAAAGUACAAAUUAAACAUUUUGUA